This is a messenger RNA of Ordospora pajunii, 354 nucleotides long. RefSeq lists its product as uncharacterized. The record is from RefSeq and is a predicted model, not a curated record. Lineage: Eukaryota; Fungi; Microsporidia; Ordosporidae. The transcript has a single exon. The coding region runs from base 1 to 354 and encodes 117 amino acids.
AUGGAGCCUGUGGACAUAUACGAUUACUAUAUAAGUAAAGCCAUUAUGCACCUGAAGUCAACAGAUAUUGCACACCAUGCAUCUUACAUACGCAGUAUAGAUGCAAAGAUUGCAGUGUUUGACUUUUGUGGAAAGAUACCUGAGCUCUGGAAGUUGUUUGGUGCUAUUGACAAAGAGGUAUUCGUGGUGUUUGAUGCUUCAGAAAGCAAUGAGGAGAUUAAGAAGGUUUGCAGCGAAUGCGAGAUAGUUUAUGUUCUUGAGGAAGAAGGCAUGGCCGACAGUAAUGUUUUUUCGGGCAGCAAAUGUGUGAUUUUUUUGCUGUACAAUAGAUUUCGGCUUGUAUGCUGUGCUUAG